Molecule: messenger RNA, 5399 nt
Organism: Notolabrus celidotus (New Zealand spotty)
Lineage: Eukaryota; Metazoa; Chordata; Actinopteri; Labriformes; Labridae
Gene: evi5b
Product: ecotropic viral integration site 5b
Exons: 20
Coding region: 339-2873 (844 amino acids)
Source: RefSeq, a predicted model, not a curated record
UGUCUGAGCUCUGCAGACAUUUGUGUACACGUAUUACACGGCUGCAUGGGCUGGACCGUGGAGUCAAUGGGAACUAGCUAACUAAACGCUGGCUAGCAUUCAAGUAGAAGCCUAGCAAUGCUAACUUGUAAAAUAUAGCUGAUGAAUCCGGCUGAAGUGUCUGGAAACACGUCUUCUGUCUGUAAAAGCAGGACUUUACUUCUACUGUGCAUGGGAAGCACACGACGUCUGGUGCGGCUGGUUGAAAACGCUUCAAGGUGGCGACAGACAAAGUUGCUGGUAAGCUGAGUUCUACUCUCUCAUGGGUGAAGAACUCGGUGUCCCACACGGUCAGUCAGAUGGCUAGCCAGGUGGCCACGCCCACUUCCCUGCAGACCACUGCUACCUCCUCCUCCACGUCUCUGUCCUCGCCCGGCCUCUCUCCCGGCCUCUCGCCCGGCCUCUCGCCCGGCCUCUCGCCCGGUCUCUCGCCCGGUCUCUCACCCGGCCUCUCGCCUGGCCUCUCGCCGUCCUCCCCGGGGAAGCUCAGCCCUGACGAUGUGGAGCUGCUCGCCAAGCUCGAGGAGCAGAACAGGCUGCUGGAGACAGACUGCAAGUCACUGCGCUCCAUGAACGGCUCCAGGCGAAACAGUGGCUCCUCCCUGGUGUCCAGCUCCUCUGCGUCCUCCAACCUCUCCCACCUGGAGGAGGACACGUGGAUCCUGUGGGGACGAAUUGUCAAUGAGUGGGAGGAUGUGCGCAAGAAGAAGGAGAAGCAGCUUAAGGAUCUUGUCAGAAAAGGGGUCCCUCACCACUUCCGGGCCAUAGUAUGGCAGCUGUUAUGCAACGCCCAGAAUAUGCCCAUCAAAGAUCAGUACUCAGAACUCCUGAAGAUGACGUCACCCUGCGAGAAGCUGAUUCGCAGAGACAUCGCCCGCACAUAUCCUGAACACGAAUUCUUCAAGGAGAAAGACAGCUUGGGUCAGGAAGUGCUCUUCAACGUCAUGAAGGCAUAUUCUCUGGUUGACCGUGAGGUCGGUUACUGUCAAGGGAGUGCAUUCAUUGUUGGACUGCUCCUCAUGCAGAUGCCAGAGGAGGAGGCAUUCUGUGUGUUUGUGAAGCUGAUGCAGGAUUACAGAUUACGGGAGCUCUUCAAACCCAGCAUGGCUGAGCUGGGACUCUGCAUGUAUCAGUUUGAGGUUAUGAUUCAGGAGCAACUCCCAGACCUGCACAUACAUUUCCAGGCUCAGAGCUUUCACACAUCCAUGUAUGCCUCCUCGUGGUUCCUCACCAUCUUCCUCACCUCCUUCCCUCUGCCUGUUGCCACGAGGAUCUUUGACAUUUUCAUGUGUGAGGGUCUAGAGAUAGUUUUCCGUGUGGGACUUGCCAUCCUCCAGAUGAAUCAGACUGAACUCAUCCAGCUUGACAUGGAGGGAAUGUUACAGCACUUUCAGAGGGUCAUCCCACACCAGCUGGACAGUGGACCAGAUAAGGUCAUCCAGGCUGCUUAUCAGGUUAAAUACAACGCCAAGAAGAUGAAAAAGCUAGAGAAAGAAUACACUACAAUCAAAACUAAAGAGAUGGAGGAGCAGGUGGAGAUAAAGAGGCUGCGGACAGAGAACCGGCUGCUGAAGCAGAGGAUAGAUACACUAGAGAAAGAAAGUGCUUCCUUGGCAGAUAGAUUGAUCCAGGGACAAGUGACUCGAGCUCAGGAGGCCGAGGAGAACUACCUGGUCAAGCGGGAGCUGGCCACAGUCAAACAGCAGAGCGAGGAGGCCACUGCUCAGCUGGAGCAGGCCAAGAAAACCAUCGAGCAGCUUCAGCCGCAGCAACAGCAUCGGCCAAACGCGAAGAGAGCCCCUCGGUACUCUGAGGAGUCUGUCCUGCAGCUGGAGAGAGAGCUCGUUCAGGCCAGACUGAUGGAGGCCGAGUCUCAGUGCGCCCUCAAGGAGAUGCAGGACAAGAUUUUGGAUGUGGAAAAGAGAAACACGUCUCUACCAGAUGACACCAACGUGGCUCGUCUUCAGGAGGAGCUGAUCGGGGUGAAGCUGAGAGAGGCCGAGGCUCUGACCGGCCUCAAAGAGCUGAGGCAGCAAGUCAGAGACCUGGAAGAGCACUGGCAGCGUCACUUGGCACGCACGGCAGGUCGCUGGAAGGAAAGCCCGAAGAAGAACGCCCUGAGCGAGCUGCAGGAUGAGCUGAUGAGUGUGAGGCUACGAGAAGCUGAAGCGCAGGCAGAGCUGAGAGAGACACGGCAGAGGAUGCUGGAGCUGGAAACACAGAAUCAGAUUCACAGUAACCAUCUGCGACGGGCCGAGCAGGAGGGCCGCUGUCUGCAGGAGUGUGUGCGAACCUUGACGCUGCAAAACAAAGACCUGAGUGUGCAACUGCAAGAGAUCAAGCGGAGACAAGCUGAGAUUGAAUGCAAGAGUAAAGAAGAAGUGAUGGCAGUGAGGCUACGGGAAGCUGACAACAUUGCUGCUAUGGCUGAACUCCAGCAACAGAUCUCAGAGCUUGAGAUUCAGAAAGAAGAAGGAAAGGUCCAAGGCCAGCUGAACCACACCGACUCCAGUCAGUACAUCCAUGACCUCAAAGACCAGAUAUCAGAGCUAAAGCACGAGAUAUGCUGCUUAAAAGGACAGAGGCGCUUGGACAAUCCGUCCACUUUUGAUGGGAUCCACAUCGUCAAUCACUAUGUGGGGGACAGUCGGUCCUACCAGUCUUCAGAUGAGGAUGGAGUCAAGGACACCAUCCUGCAGGACACCCAGCAGAGGGGCAUGGGUCGAAUCAGACUGCGGCCAAACCUCCCGGACACAGACAGCGAUGAGGAGGAAGAGGAUGAUGAGGCCCUGCGACUCUCUGUUCCUCCAAGCAGCAAGUCCACCACCGUGUGAUGAGCAGAAUGGGACACAUGCUGACAGCCUCCAGUCAGGGAGAGGAGGUGUUCCCAGCAGCCAUUUCAGAGAAGUCUGGAUCUAGGAGUUCUGAAUUUCAGACAUCAGAUGCAUCAUCAUUUCAUAUCAUGAGAAACACAUUUAGAGAUGGAGUCUAUUUAGUUCUUUUGUAGUUUUUUUCUUUAUGUUCCUGAGGGCCGCAAACGCCACUGACAGAGGCAGAUCCUCAGCAUGGGCCUCAGCAGAGACAUCAAUAACCUGCAGCAUAUCAAACUCUACUGGGCCACAAUAACCCGAGGAGAGGGGGAGGGGGAGGAGGAGGAGGAGGAGGAGGAGGAGGAUCACACUCCUCCGCCCCCCUCCAUCCUGUAGGUACAACACAGAGAGAGAGACUGUGCAAUAAACAUUUUAUGCUAUAUCACCCACUUCUUCAUCUAACGUGUUUUUAUACUUUUAAAAGCAUUUUAUAAAAGAACAUCAAACAUGUAUUGAUGCCGUUACUAAGUGUCCACCAUGCAGAGGCACAUUUAUACAAGUACUGUGUGUAUAUAUAAAUAUAUCUAUUGUCCUGAUGAGCUCGGUCAGAGGCUGCUGUUGAAGCUGCUCGUCUCCUCCAGCAAUGACUCUUUUGGCCUUAGCGCACGCCGCAUGGCUUUCACCAGAGCUGGUGAAGCAUGAGGUCAGUGUGACGUCUGCAUACCUGUAGAUAUGUAAAUGUGUAAUAUCAUUGUUUCUGUUUGUUUGUUUUGUUUUCAAUUCCUUUUGAACUUGAAAAUAUGUAUCUAUUGCAUAUCUGAUGUUAAGAUUAUAUUGAACAAUUCGGAAAGAAAAAAGGGAUGUAGUUAAAACACGCUAACACAAAUGACAGAUCCUGUUUGUUGAACACGGAGAUACGUUUGUGCAAGACAAGAAAAAUAAUUACUGACUUUCCUCCUGAGAAGACUUUGGCAUGCUUUUUCCUGAGAAGUUAAAAAAGAAUUAUAGAGUAUUUAUAGCCAGGCAUUGGAUAAAAAAGUGGAGAGAUAGAGGGUAUUUUCAUUAUUUGCAUUCUUAAAAUGAAGUUGAAUGUCAGGAACAAACUGAUGAACAGUAUUAGUGCCAGGUCAAAGUAAAAUGAACCCCAUGAGGAAGAAUUUUCUUUACAUUUUGAUAUGAGAAACAUGAAAUUCUUCCUUUAAAUGACCCUACGACUAAGAGUUUGGCGUAUUCCCAACUAUUUGACUUUAUUCUAAAAAAGGAUAAUUAAGAGAUCCCCCCACGCUUUAUCUUCUGCGUGGCCCUGAUGGUGUUCAGACCAAUAGCCAUGAUAUACCUGCAUGAUUUUGACUGCAAGAUUAUUUGUGUUUAUUUCUGUCUGUAAAACAUCUGCCAAUAUCGACGCUUCUGGAUGUGUCAGGAAACUAACCUCCACCUCCGCUGACUAUAAAACUAAGUGCUGAUUCCAGCUGCUUGAGACUAAACAUUACUCCGUUUGAUCACCUGUUAGAUGGGUUAGACUCAACCAGGCUCACUACCAAGAUUCCUCUGUCGUAAUCUGUCUCACUGUGGCAGCAUGACUCCAAAAUAAACUGAUUGUUUUGUAUUAAAUGAGGAGUUAAAAUGUUUCUGAAAGACAUACAUUAUAAUGCAGAUUUACAAAAGUAAAAGUCAGUGCUUUGUCCACAAGAUGAAAAGCAAAGGACUUUUAAAAUGAGUGUUUUGUGAAUGAGGUUUGGUUUACCAUUUCUAAAUGGAUCUGAGGACAUCUCUCAGUGCUGCAGAAGUUACCUGUUUAAAUUUGAUUUUCUUCAACUUGUCAGAGGGAUGACUAAAAUUUGAAUGAUCAAUUUUGCCUGGCCUUAACAUACAGCUUUCAGUCCACUUUAUUUGUACUUAUGUUUAGAAUUUCCCUUUGGUCUAAACAAAUUUGAACACUCUUCUAUUUAAAAUCAGUGCAGCAAAGGGGACUGCUUUAUUUCUUCAUGAUAUGACUUUUGUACUGAAUUCUCUGAAAGCACCACAGCUCAGCUUUCAAAAUGAGUCAGUCCAUUCUGCACAUAGUUCAUUUGUUAAAGAGUCAGACCUGAGUUAACCUAUCAUACAUCUGUGUAUCAUCAAUUUGCACAUACAAUGGUUUGUAACCCUGGGGAAUUCAAGCUGGGCAUAAAUUGGAAAUUAGGAGCGGUCAGUGUUACUAAAGUAAAAGCACUGUAUUCUAAACUGAGCUCACCCACAAGCCACUUUCACUCCAUUUCAUUAGCAAGGACCUGGAUGAGUCAGAAUUUCUCUGAAUGUCUGUACUGAACACUAACUGAAAGGUGAGCAGCGUGAACAGUCCAGGAAACAGAAAAAAAAAACUUGAGUUGAAAAGAUACCCUGUGUUUGUUUGAUGCGAGGUUCACAUUAUGGCACUUUUUUGUUGUUGGAGUCUGCAGUGCAGUAAGGACACACAUGGCAACACUAUGGAGCAGUCAGCACACUCUGGAGACUACAUGAGAUUUGAGUGUAUGUGUGUGUGAUGAGUUCACAAUAAAAAUGUUUGCUAAA